Molecule: messenger RNA, 2831 nt
Organism: Balearica regulorum gibbericeps (East African grey crowned-crane)
Lineage: Eukaryota; Metazoa; Chordata; Aves; Gruiformes; Gruidae
Source: RefSeq, a predicted model, not a curated record
CAGCCUCAUCACACCUCUUUGACUACAGCUCCACUGCCAACGGGGGCGACAGCUCCUUCUACACCUCUCUGAUCUCGGAUGUCCACUACACCACCCCGCGGGACUCUACCUAUUUCACGGGCAUUUAUCAGCAAGAAAACAGCCCCGUUCCCUGCUCGGGCAGCACAGAAGGGUUUAACACUCUGGGGCAUCCUGUUCAAGAUGUGACUGGGUUUGAAUCCCGUGGCUUGUUUAGCUCAGAUUCAGGAAUAGAGAUGACUCCUGCAGAGUCUACUGAAGUCGAUAAAACCUUAGCAGAUCCCAUGAAAGUAGAAGCUUAUAAAUACAUGGACAUAAGUAGAUCAGAAGAAAUAAAAUACCAAGAAAAGCAUGACCCUGACUCAGAAGAUGAAAGCCCAGGCCUUAUUGAUAAGUACCGGGGAAUACCCACCAGGUCCAGCCACACUGCACAGACGGCUUUGGAGAGCACGAAGGCAGCCAAAGAGCAAAACCUACUUGAAGACACAAAGUCUGGAGAUCAGCAUAGUGCCUCCGUGGUUACAGCCCCUGUCAAGAUCACGCUCACCGAGAUAGAAAGCGCUGGGGAAGCUGCCAGCAAAGAGUCAAGCCCAACUCAGCCGGAGACCGGACUGAAGCCAAGCCACGAGGUGGUACCAACGGUGACGGUCUCGGAGCCAGAAGAUGACAGCCCGGGGUCUGUCACGCCACCGUCCUCUGGCACAGAACCGUCCGGCUCAGAGUCGCAGGGCAAAGGCAGCCUGUCGGAGGAUGAACUCAUCAGUGCCAUCAAGGAAGCAAAAAGCUUUUCCUUUGAGACCCCAGAGGUGCAGCGGUCACCAACCCUUUCUGCUGAGAAGAGAGACCAGCGGGUCAAACCUGGGCACCCUGCCGUCUCCUCACCCCUGGAUAAUGAAGCCAGCAGCGCUGAGUCGGGGGACUCGGAGAUCGAGCUGGUCUCGGAGGACCCACUGGCUGCCGAGGAGGUGCUGCACUCCAACUACAUGACCUUCAGCCACAUCGGAGGGCCCCCUCCGUCGCCAGCCUCCCCCUCCAUCCAGUACAGCAUCCUGCGGGAGGAGCGGGAGGCUGAGCUCGACAGCGAGCUCAUUAUUGAGUCCUGCGAUGCCUCAUCGGCCUCCGAAGAGAGCCCAAAGAGGGAGCAAGACUCCCCUCUGAUGAAGCCCAUGGUCAUGGACAUUAUCAAGGAAGAGAAUGGCUCACGCACUGAUGCCUCAGACUACGAAGCAAGUAAAACAACAGAGAGCAGGAUGAACAGGGAAAACCUGGCAGAGUCAGCAUCCUACCUGAAAUGUUCCUUUGUUGCCCCAAAAGUAGGUGCUGAGCCCCCAACCUCCGCCGUCAGCACCGAGGAGCUGAAGGAAAGAAUAAUCCUGAAGAAACCCAUCGAAGAAACUGUUGUUAACCAAAGUAAAGUGUCUUCCAAGGACUCUGGCAAAAGAAGUCCAUUGGCUUCACCCCUACUGCCGUUUUUAAAUAAGCAGAAAGCUAUCGACCUCUUGUACUGGCGUGACAUCAAGCAGACAGGGAUCAUGUUCGGCAGCCUCCUGUUGCUGCUCUUCUCCCUGACCCAGUUCAGCGUCGUCAGUGUCGUGGCCUACCUGGCCCUCGCCGGCCUCUCGGCCACCAUUAGCUUCAGAAUCUACAAAUCCGUCCUACAGGCUGUGCAGAAGACGGACGAGGGCCACCCUUUCAAAGCCUACUUGGAGAUGGAAAUGAAUCUUUCACAGGACCAGAUUCAGAAAUACACAGACUGCCUCCAGCUAUACGUCAACAGCACAGUUAAAGAGCUGAGGAGACUCUUCCUCGUUCAGGACCUUGUGGAUUCUUUAAAAUUUGCAGUACUAAUGUGGCUGCUGACUUACGUGGGAGCCCUCUUCAAUGGCUUGACUCUUCUGAUAAUGGCUGUGGUGUCUAUGUUUACUUUCCCCGUUGUAUAUGACAAGUACCAGGCACAGAUUGAUCAAUACUUGGGACUGGUGCGGACCCACAUAAACACUGUUGUGGCAAAGAUUCAAGCUAAAAUCCCAGGUGCUAAGAGAAAGGCAGAGUAAAGCAAACUUCAAGAAUUCAUCAACUACAGUAGUGAAUAACAGGGGGAAUCUGGAGUGAAACAGCUCUGUUCUUACACUUUACUGCAAAUUUAUCGUUCUUUUUUUUCUUGACACCAUAAUCUUAGAAACAUAAAACUCGGAAGCAGUGCUUUUCCCCUGCUGCUUCUGCACUUAGAAUAUUUGCAAUCACUUGUGUCAAGCACUAAAGUAUAGUAAAGAGAAAAGUGUACUAGAUGUGUUUUUUUGUGUUGCUUAUAAAGUGCAUGAUGGUGAGAGCCUAAAUAAUAUUGACCUUUUUUAUUUUAUUUUUUUAGUGUUUUUCCUUCUUCUAUUGGCAUUGCUUCUAUAACUUUUAAUGUUACAUGUGGCUAGGGGCUUUCCUGCUUAGCGCACUGACGCAAUAGUUAAAAUUGCUUCUACGUCACUGGGUUGCUGGUUGGAUUCAUCUUUAUUAACUAUAUAGAAUUGUAGACUGAUGUUUUAGUGUUUUCCAGCACAAAUAAAAUAAACAGUAAUCGGUACUUAUGGUAAUCAGUUUUGUAUAACUCAAAAAAAUGAAAACAAAACCCAGUACUUUUGUCGUAAGGGAUUGACAGGCUGAUUUACAUGUAUGGUAACUGGAAAGUUCCAGCAUGUUAAAUUUAUUACAAUUUGUAUUACAUUCUCUGUAGUUCCUAAUGGACUUAAUUAUGGACUCUGAAUAUUUGCACUUAUGUACUUGAUACCGAAUGCAGAAAUAAAUGUUACUAAAUGUAAAAA